AUGCUCUAUCCGCCUUGGGCCUCUGCGUUGGCGGACUGGGCGUGGCUUGGGCGCUGCAGCAGUAGGCCAGUCUCCUUCAGUUGUUUCUCUGUAUGUGACUUGUUUUCAGUUGCGACUGACAAUCUGCUAGUCGGGCUUCGAGACGCUCAAGUCCAGAGAAAUCUCCGUCGGAAGCAGAUGAUAAUGGACUACAAGCCUCUGCGACAGUACUACAAACACAAGGUAGCGCACGCGACUUCAAUGGACGAACGACUCGACUGGCACUGCCGGCUUCAACGCCUGCCUCGAGACUCGUCUCCGACGAGAUACAGAAAUCGAUGUAGACUGUGCGGCAGAGCACGGGGGUACUUCCGGUUUUUCGGGCUGUGCCGCCAUCACGUGCUAGAUAUGGUUAGAAAUGUCAUGCUCCCUGGUUUCACGAAGGCCGAGUGGUAG
Molecule: messenger RNA, 435 nt
Organism: Besnoitia besnoiti
Lineage: Eukaryota; Apicomplexa; Conoidasida; Eucoccidiorida; Sarcocystidae
Product: putative ribosomal protein RPS14
Exons: 1
Coding region: 1-435 (144 amino acids)
Biological process (GO): translation
Cellular component (GO): ribosome; small ribosomal subunit
Molecular function (GO): structural constituent of ribosome
Source: RefSeq, a predicted model, not a curated record